Molecule: messenger RNA, 636 nt
Organism: Protopolystoma xenopodis
Lineage: Eukaryota; Metazoa; Platyhelminthes; Monogenea; Polystomatidea; Polystomatidae
Source: the annotation of a GenBank genome assembly
AUGCUGGAUUGUGUUACAGCCGAAAGGGGUGAAACAUCCUCAUUUCACUGUCGAUACUAUGACUCGAUGCGUUCCAGACGCGAUGCUGAGAAUUUGUGCUGCGGCACAUUUUUGGACAUCACGCAACCCUGUCGCUUCAGAGUGAGCGAAGUGUGCGAUUUGUCUGAAGUAGGAAGAGUGAUGGGGUCAGAAGCGGCUGAAGUGUGCACAGACCGGACAAGUUUUGAGUCAGGCCUGUGCUGUUAUGGUUUGAGCCAGCUGACAUUUAGAAGAAAAAUGAAUCUGAAACUCUCUUGUAGAGAACAAUCAUUGAUUAGCGCCCAAGUAACUGAAUUGGACAAUCAUUUCCUCACUGCAACCUCCGUGACCGGCUGUGUCUACCACUUGGCUCCACGUCGAGGGGCCAGUGAUCCGGCCACUAAUUGCCACGGCCAAAUAUGUGUCCAGAGACUCGGCCGUCAGGUGCUGUCAGGACAGCACCCCUCUGCUGUCAUGCCAAAGUUGGCCGAGCAUCAGACCUCACCGGUGGACAUAUAUCACAGACACGAAUACGAGACCCGGUCGGCCGUUGUCUUGGAGCCGGUGCUUGUUUCGGCCAAACACUCUGCCGACAGACAGCCAUACGGCUCCAAUUAA